GAGGCGCCAGGCACGCACAAAGUCGGUGGAGCAUCUUCAUUAUUACCAACGUAAAUCGUAUCGCGUCAUCUAGACACAAACGUAAAACGGGAGAAUGUCGGAUGUAGACUCUGAAUUUGAGGAUGAACAAAGUAAACUCGGGGAAUAUGAAGGGGACAGAAACCAAGCCGGAGAGAGGCACGGAUUCGGCAAAGCGGUUCUGCCCAACGGAGACAUUUACCACGGACAGUAUCAGAACGGCAAAAGACACGGACACGGGACAUAUCGCUUCAAGAAUGGGGCAAAGUUUGUGGGAGAUUAUUACCAGGGUGUGAAACAAGGACAGGGUACUUUCUACUAUCCAGAUGGCUCUAAAUAUGAAGGCUCGUGGGUGGAGGACCUAAGACAUGGGCAUGGUGUCUACACUUACCCCAAUGGAGACAUUUAUGAUGGGGAAUGGCUGCGCCAUAUGAGGCAUGGUCAGGGCAUUUACCAUUACCACGAAUGUGGCUCAAAAUUCAACGGCACAUGGGUCAAUGGCAAGAUGGAGGCAGCUGGAGAAUUAAUCUACAGUAACCAUAGAUACAAGGGUAACUUUACUAACAAUAAGCCCUAUGGACCAGGAAAGUAUGUGUUUGACAUUGGCUGUGAGCAGCAUGGCGAAUAUGAAGCGGCAAAGCAGGAUCAAGCGGAGGGUGAAAUGGACGAGUUGAAUGCACUCCCAAAGUGGAUUCCCAAAUGUACUACUAGUGUGACACAGUGAACUUUGGCAAGAGGCGUAGCUAAGAUUUACAGAAAAACAAGUCAAAGCUCACACAGCAAAAUUUUGUCAAUAUAAAUUUUUUUUUAAGCUACUAUUCUCUUUUUCCUCCUUCAAUAUGAUUUUAAGGUCAUAUUGUAAGUUUAAGUUCAUUGUUAACUUAAACUAACAGUUAAGUUGUAUGAUUUUAUUUUGUCUAGAUGCAAUCUAUAUUUUGGAGGUGACCAAAUACAUUCUGAAAGUAAGAUGCAGGAAAAAAUAUGCACUCAAGUCAGUGUUGUGUCUGUCUUCUGUUUCGUCUGUUCGGGGCAAAAAUCAGUUUCUGCAGAAAAGAGAGUGGGAGACUGAACUGUGUGAUCAAUCCAUAAUACUGUAUCUAACCUGUUGUAUGGAUAUUAUUAAAUAUGUAAAUAGAAAUUCUAAGAA
Molecule: messenger RNA, 1165 nt
Organism: Betta splendens (Siamese fighting fish)
Lineage: Eukaryota; Metazoa; Chordata; Actinopteri; Anabantiformes; Osphronemidae
Gene: rsph1
Product: radial spoke head component 1
Exons: 7
Coding region: 95-742 (215 amino acids)
Biological process (GO): axoneme assembly; spermatid development
Cellular component (GO): nucleus; motile cilium
Source: RefSeq, a predicted model, not a curated record